Arabidopsis lyrata subsp. lyrata is the source of this 1242-nucleotide messenger RNA. RefSeq lists its product as uncharacterized. NCBI's taxonomy places the organism in Eukaryota, Viridiplantae, Streptophyta, Magnoliopsida, Brassicales, Brassicaceae. The record is from RefSeq and is a predicted model, not a curated record. Gene Ontology annotation, molecular function: metalloendopeptidase activity. The transcript is spliced from 8 exons. Gene Ontology annotation, cellular component: membrane. The coding region runs from base 159 to 1058 and encodes 299 amino acids. Gene Ontology annotation, biological process: CAAX-box protein processing.
AGAACUUUGAAUUGGCAAGAGAAAUCAGAAAAGGACUCACCAUGUCCCUCUGUUUAUUCUAGAUCACAAUAAAAAAAUUUGUUUUUUUUUCCAUCUUUCUUGGUGUGUGUUCAAACGACGCCGUCCGAAGCUGGUGCGACACAGACCUCUCGUUUCGGAUGGGUUUCAUCGCUCUGCAAUCUUGGAGCAGAGGAGCUUCAACUUCUCUUCACCUCCUUCGUCCAGUUGGCUCCAAUCCUAAGCUAUAUGAUGCUCCACUAGUACAAGCAGUUACUGGUUUUAAGUUUGAUGUAAGAGCCUCUUCGAGUCGUAAAUCACUUAAGAAACUCAGAAGAGAGUCUCAACAAGGUAAAGACAUAACCACAAGAAAUGUUACAGAAGAAGAAGUUUCUUCUCCAAGAUUUGAAGAAGCUCAAGUUGAUACUCUAACUUCAAAGGAUUCUACUGGUGCUGUUGUUGUUGCUGCUCCUCGAGACAAAGUGCUUCAGGCGUGUACUGUAACUUCUGGUUUAAUGGCUGCACUAGGUCUGAUCAUCAGAAAGGCGUCUCAUGUUGCUUCGACUGAAGGAUUACCAGUUCCUGACUGCUCGAUAGUUGUACCAUUUGGGUUUGAAACUUGGCAUCUCGGUUUAAUUGCUGGAAUCGUUGUGUUUAUAUCAUCAAGUAGGUUCUUGCUACUGAAAUCUUGGCCAGAUUUUGCUGAUUCUAGUGAAGCAGCAAACCGACAGAUUCUUACUUCUCUCGAACCUCUAGAUUACCUUGUUGUUGCUAUGUUACCUGGAAUAAGUGAGGAAAUGCUCUUUAGAGGUGCAUUAAUGCCUUUGCUCGGAACCAAUUGGAACGGUAUUGUAGCGGUUGGACUCAUUUUCGGUUUACUUCAUCUUGGGAGUGGAAGAAAGUAUUCUUUUGCAGUUUGGGCGUCGAUUGUCGGUAUAAUCUACGGUUAUGCAGCUGUUUUGUCGUCAAGUCUUCUUGUUCCGAUGGCCUCGCACGCGCUCAACAAUUUGGUGGGAGGUCUGUUGUGGCGACAUAGUUCCAAGAUCAAGUCAAUGGAGUGAAACAAACAAAAUUUACAAAGGGGCUGAAUUGAAAAGUAUACAAUUUAAAUGGGUGAUUUUGUCAAAUAUCUAUAGUAGAGGGUGGUUAUUGUAAUUUUUAAGGUUAAUCUACCAACGUCUGACACAAAGGACAAAGUGAAAAUUGGAUCUCUCACAAUUAAUGAAGUGAAAAGUGAAAAACAAA